Messenger RNA from Lecanosticta acicola, 3147 nucleotides. The record is from the annotation of a GenBank genome assembly. NCBI's taxonomy places the organism in Eukaryota, Fungi, Ascomycota, Dothideomycetes, Mycosphaerellales, Mycosphaerellaceae.
AUGGCCGCCAGCAGCGGCGAGCCAAGCCGGGCCAGGCAGCAGGAAGAGGAUGGACGGGAAAGAGAUGUUGAGGAUGAGCAGUCGACGGAGGAUACACCGCUUCUUGGUGGCACUGAAGAAGUUGUAGAACGGAACGAUCGGAGUCGGCCUCAGAGACAGACAUCUGCUCUGUCGGUGUUCAGAAGACUGCGCGGAUCUGCUGCUAAGAGUGGCCGGAGGAGAUGGCCGAGUCUGCUGGCAUUGCUGCUGCUAUGUGUCCUUGCGGUGCUCAUAAUCGUUUUCGCAUUCAUUGCGCCCAGCGCGGUGGAGCAGUAUGCGCAACAAGCGAUCACGUUCGAGCCGACGAGCUUAUCGAUAGACUCCUUCCUGGAUUCGGGAGUACGAGCAAGGAUACAGGGUGACUUCACAAUGGAUGCGAGCAGAGUGGAGAAGAAGUCUGUGCGGGAUAUGGGAAGGUUUUGCACAUAUAUCGCGCAAUGGGCAGAGACAGGACCAAGCGAGUUGGAAGUGAUCUUACCAGAGUAUGGGAAUGUGUUGCUGGGGACGGCUAAGGUACCUGGCAUCAAGCUUUACAUCCGCAAUGGACACACAACUCGCGUCGACUUCUUGGCCAACCUAGAGCCUGGCGAUAUUGAUGGGAUUAGGAGGAUCGCCAACGACUGGAUCGAUGGCCGUCUAGGUCAACUGCGGGUCCUGGGCAAGGCGCAAGUCCCGCUCAAGAGCGGUCUCAUCAGUCUAGGCAGGCAGUCAAUCCAGCAAGAAAUGGCAUUUGCGGAUAACGACCUGCCGUCAAUGCCAGGAUACGAGAUCAAGAAGUUGCUGUUCCGGGAAGUAGUGGAUGUCGAUAAUGGAAAAGCAAUGGCCGCGGAUGUGUCCCUCAAGGUUGAGAAUGAUUUUCCUGUCGACUUUGAGGUCCCACCACUUCGCUUUGGCAUCCUGGUUGACAAUUGCGAAACGAGCGAUGAUUUGAUUAUGCUUGGAGAUGCUCUGACAGACGGUAUCCACAUCCAACCAAAGACCGACGUCGAGCUCAAUGUAACUGGGACUGUCCGCCGCCUCCCUUCUGUGCUCACUCAAGACUGUCCGGGUACCACCAAGUCGCCAUUGGACAAUCUCUUAGGCAGAUACAUCCGUGGCAAAAAGAACACGGUCUACGUGCAGGGAUCCGACUCUCCCGCGCCAGAAACUCCAGCUUGGGUGACGGACAUCAUUUCAGAGAUUACUGUACCAGUGCCGGUGCAAGGCCGCACAUUUGGUCAUCUGAUCAAGAACUUCUCUUUGGCCGACACACACUUCAGUCUGCCAAAUCCAUGGGCUGAGCCCGGCACGCCAGAGGCCGACCCUCGCCUUAGCGCCAAAGUGAAAGCCCUCGUUGCUUUGCCAGAGGAGAUGAACUUCAACAUCUCCGUAGGUCGUGUCCGUGCUGAUGCAAAUGUCUUUUACAAGGGCAAGAAACUCGGCCGUCUGGAUCUCACCAAGUGGCAAGAUGCCAACAGCAGUCGCAUCGACGCUACUCCAAAGGAAGGCCCAGCCCUCAUGGUUCAGAGCCAGGUAGAGGAUGCUCCACUCGAGAUCCAGGACGAAGACGUUUUCACGGACGUCAUUCAAGCUUUACUGUUCGGGAAGGAGACAGUAAUCAUGAAAGUCGAAGCCGAAGUUGACGUGGGUGUGGAGACUGCACUAGGCGAGUUCGCCAUAAGAAAGAUUCCCGCAGACGGCCAGGUGCCGAUCAAACGUAGGUCAUCAUCCCUACUAGCCAACGCUCAGACUGUUUAUGACUUGCUCGUUGGAUGAGUCUAUUCUUGUGUUUAGAAGAGUAGAUAGGCUAAGAUGACGAACUUCUAGCUUUCUCACCACCUUCGCCAUCUGAUCCUCGCAAACCUGGAAAGCCUGGACUACCGCCUUCGAUGGGAAAUAUUACUGAUCGUGUGAACCCGAAACUGGUGGAUUUAAGGAUUGUCAAUACUUCUGAGACUUCUUGGACGAUUGGAGCCACCAUCAAUGCAACCAACCCUACCAACUACUCCGCUUCAAUACCGUAUAUCGACGUCCAUCUCUUGAAAAACGGCUCCCUCCUCGGUCAUGCGACCGCCCGCAACCUCUCAAUUACUACGGGUCGAAACGGUAAUUUACAGGUCGUUGCACACUACGAACCCUCAACGCUCGGCGGACCCAAAGCCCGCGCCAUCGGAAGAGAAAUGAUAUCUCAGUAUAUUUCUGGAUGGAACACGACGAUCACGGUUCAAAUGCACGAACAAUCAUUCCCCUCUACGCCCGUUCUCGGAAGAGCAUUAUCGCGGUUCCCGAUUGAAGUCGCAACCCCAAGAAUUGGCGGCGGUGGAGAUGGAGAUGAUGAGGAUGAUGGUAACACCCAUUUCAUCCGGGACUCGACGAUGCAUCUCCUCUCUUCGUCCGCUACGUUUCUCCUCCUCUCCCCCUUGAAGCACAGCACACUCUACAUCGAAGGUCUGCACGCGGUGGCGAUGUAUAAAGGCGAUGAAGUCGGCGUCAUCCAAUAUGAUGAGCCUUUCGGUGUUCCACCAGUGAGCGAGACGCCGGACCAGGAGGGCUAUUUGACGGAUCCCCUGCCUGUGGACUGGAGUUUCGGGUCUAUUGGGUAUGACGCAGUUAGGAGGGCACUCGGAGGGACGUUGAGACUUGCUGCAAAGGCGGAUGUGAAUGUGAGGCUGGGGAGGUGGAAGGAAUCGUUGUGGUAUCAAGGGGAGGGUUUGGGAGUCAGUAUCAGGUUGUGAGGUGACGAGAGAGCAGCGGGUUGGCGGCCAAGAUCAAAGAAGGUCAUCGCGGCGUUCAAGGGGGAGACGGAGGAUGUACAGAACGAUCGCACGUGGCGGCAAAUCACUGUAUCAUUCGAUCCGAGGAGAGGGAAAUUUUUCGAAGCGGGAAGUAUGCUAUGCCAUACAAAGGACAGCAACAGCGGGAACGGACUGCACGGCUUGAUGCGAGAUGCAAGGAGAGGAUAUAGAAAGAAGGGAAACAUUGUUAUUUUUCGACUCAUGGCUGACGCUCUGCAGUUCUGAAAGGACCAUCAUCACCAAUGCUAAUUCCUUGAGGGCUUCGGGAGUCGACUUGGUCUCCUUCCAUCUCUGCGUCCACAUUCAGACCUCAACACGCUUCCAGGCGAAGUAG